AUGGCGUCAAACACAAGCGAGCAACUUAGUGAGCUGUUAUCAGAGGAGAAACUAGUUGAAAUAUGGCCGGAUUACCCCUGUUUAUAUGAUGUGAGGUCAGCAGAGUUUAAAGACAGAGAUCGCCGACAACAAGCCACGGAGGAAAUUGCUCGAAAAAUUGCUCAAAAUGGUUUGUAAAUUAACAUUUUGAUUUUAUAAUUUAUACUGAACACGAAGUCGAUAUGAAAAUUUCGAUAAUUUCGGAAUAUCAUACAUCACGGCACAUUGAAAUAUAGUCAUAAUUUAAUAUAUUUCUUAUGUUUUCUUACAACAGUCGAUUGGGUUAAAAGUAAACUUAGACAACUGAGAAACAGCUUUACAAAAGCAAGAAAACCACCGCCAUCAGGCAGUGCAAGGCGAAACCCAACAAAACGAACAUCCUGGAUCCUUGAUAAACUUCAAUUUUUAGAUGCAUAUGUUGCUAGCAGACCAACAACAUCUAACAUGGAAGUGGUAUGCCUGUUUUUAAACUAAUUAAAAUACAUAUGAUAUAAACAUGAUGAACCAUAAUUGCAUAAACAUGUUUUUCUUAUAUAAAGGUUUAUUUAUACUCGCUGUUCCUUUGCCCUCUUUGACGAAUUUCUAACUGAUGUUGUUUGUAUUCCAUACAAUUGUGUAUCUCUUCUCCAUUGACCAGGCGUGAACUGCUGAUUAUUGGUAUCUUCAAUAUCUUGACAGCUUGUGUAGUUGCUCGUGUUGUUUGCAACCAUAAAAUUGUGCAGACAACAGGUUGCAAGAAUAAUGUCAUUCACUUUUUCAUGUCUGAGGUUGAUAGUUGUGAGAAACACUCUAAAUCGAUUUGCCAAGAUGCCAAAUGCAUUUUCAACCACUCUUCUUGCUCUUGAUAAUCGGUAAUUAAAGAUUCCCUUUGGUUUAUCUAGUUUUCUGUGUGGAUAAGGUUUCACUAUAUUCUUUGUUAAAGGAAAUGCAUCAUCGGCUACAAUAUGAUAACAAAUCUUUUCAGAAACUCCCUCGAUAGUUUCUGGUGGUGGAAGAUUUAGUGUUUUAUUUGCCAGAGCUUUCUUUAAAGAACAAUCUGCGAACACACCUGCAUCUCCUGCCCGUCCAGUAGCUCCAACAUUCACAUAUAAGAACUUGUAGUUGGCAUCGACCAGGGCAAGAAGAAGGACACUAAAGAAGUGUUUAUAAUUAAAAAAUUCUGAACCACUAUCUGCAGGUUGUUGAAUUGCUAUGUGCUUUCCAUCUAAUGCCCCAAUACAACAGGGAUAAUUCCACUGUGCUUGGAACUCAUCAGCAAUUUUUAGUCACUCUUCUUCUGUUGAUGGGGCCUAUUAAAAUAGUUUGAUAUUUGCUUUAGGUCUUCUUUUAUUUUGCAAAAAAAUAAAUCAUAGCACUUCAUGUUGUGUGCAAGAUUAGCUGUAACUAGAUAACAAGGCUGACAAGAAGCCCAGGAGAGGGGAGGGGGGGGGAUUAGGGCAAAAUACCCUACGAGUGCUCAGAGGGCCUGCUUUUGCCAGUCUUGUUAGAUAAUCUGUAUAUGUAUGAUACCUCACCAUACACAUUUGAGAAAUAAAGUUUUGACUGUAGACCUAAUUAGUAAAUCUCAAGUUCUUUAUUUUGGCAAAAGUAUAUCAAAGUUGUUUCAAAUUGUAUUAAUGUAUUUUUAGAAACUAUUUAUUCAAUAAGCUGCCUUUUAAUUCUUUAUUAGGCAGAUCCUAUAACACCGACUGAUGUAGCUGACAGUGAUAAUGAUGAGAGUGGUGACAUUUUGGCAGAUCUUGAUCCAGAUGGUGAUGAUAAUUUGCUUGAUGAUGUAAAUGAUACAACCACACCUAGGUCAACAAAGCUGCCUCUAAAAUCAAGACCUAAAUCCAUGAAAAAGAAACUACAAGAGGAAGAAUUUGAAGUCAUGAAGGGAUUGGCCUCUUCGAUUGCUCAAAAUAAUAAGGAAAAGAAAAAGGCUAAACCUGAAGGAGGAGAGUCUGAAGCCGUUGGAAAUUUUGUAAUAGAGUCCAUGAAAAAGCUAGACCCUACAGUGCAGCACAUUGUGCAGUAUCAUAUAAAUAAUAUUUUGUUUCAGGCCCAAAUGGGAAUGUUGGGGCAGGGGCAAACCCAAAUGUCUGGUGCCAAACAGCAAAGUAGCCGUCAAGUACAGCAGUUCUCUCCUUGGUUCAACCAUGAUGAAAACAUACUUAAUUCCUGA
Molecule: messenger RNA, 2203 nt
Organism: Paramuricea clavata
Lineage: Eukaryota; Metazoa; Cnidaria; Anthozoa; Malacalcyonacea; Plexauridae
Source: the annotation of a GenBank genome assembly